Molecule: messenger RNA, 23844 nt
Organism: Spirometra erinaceieuropaei
Lineage: Eukaryota; Metazoa; Platyhelminthes; Cestoda; Diphyllobothriidea; Diphyllobothriidae
Source: the annotation of a GenBank genome assembly
AUGCGGAGUGAGCUCGACUGCGGUGGUGGUGGUGGUGGUGGUGGUGGUGGUGAUGGUGGUGGUGGUGGUGGUGGCGGCGGCGGCGGCGGCGUCCCAUUUACUACCCAAAACUUGUUUCUUUACUUUCGUCAACUUCACUCAGGAGCCCCAGGUGAACAGUUUUCUUCAUUAAGUUGAUAUUUUACUGUUUAAAGCCAUCGGGAAGAAAUUCCGUCAAGUUAACGACUUUUCCCUAAGCGCAAGAAUGCUUAGAUGUGUCUAGGAAGCCGUUGAGGAUCCUGUAAUGUCUGAACCCGCCAUUAUUAACUUCAUGAUCAUAGUUGUGAGUAGCCUGCUCAACGUCCUUAUCGCUUCUCUCAAAGUGAGGGUAACUCUCAUUUCUCUGGCAAGAGUGUAUGGACACGAAAAAGCGUUUUGUUUUAGUGCGUCAAAAAUACGACCUGUAAAAGUGGUAGAGGGGUGUUCACCGAGAUGCACGCACGAAAGUAUGUGCAAGUCAACACCAUCAGACUUAGUUAUCCUGUUUUUGAAGUAGACAACCUGAUCCAACUCCAUCCUGGUAUUGUGUUCGCAUUGGCAGAUCUCGACGGGGAGGAAUACGGCAACUGUUUACGUGGAUAAUGCAAAGGCAUUGCCAAAGCCAGGCCGACAAAAACGGAAGGGCUGAUUUCUCCUGAAAAUUUUAGCGGAUUUGUGUGACUUAACCUGCUGCUCAUAGGAUGCAAUUAACAAAUCUUGCAAACAAGCAAAAACGCGGAGUCUGUUUUAAAUUACGCACGAGGUAUCGUAUCUCCUCUGUUAGAAAAAGUCAUGCUUCCAAACAUUAUCUUUCCCGGAGUCUUAACCUCCUACAAAUGGUUAGAAUAGACGAAUUUGGUACUUGAUGCCUGAUGAAAAUGUGAUUUAAGUCCCCCAGGCAGCAAAAAUCCAAUGAGAAAAUACACUAUAAAUGGGUAGUUGUCUUCUCGUUUGUGAUUAAGACGAGAGACUACGGCGAUUCUCACUAAACAGCGGGCAUGUUGGCUUCCAAAAAGAAACCUGAGCUUUGUUACUUGUCAAUACCGUGAUUAAUUAAACAAGUGUUCUUAUUUUAAAGUAAUAGGAUGAGAAUAUGAGCAGAGGGAGAAAUACGCUUCAUUUUGAAAACGCCAUUAUGCAUUUUUCAGAAAAAAAUCUCCUCUGUUUGCCGUGGUCAGAAUACAAGCAAAGAGAUGAAGAAAGAGUAUGUGGGUUUACACAAAAUUAAUUUUCUGGAUUCAAGUCUUUUGCACGUAAGAUAUCGUGCCAGAACUGAUUAUAUGUAACAUUGAUAUGCCGACGUACGACGAGAGAUAUGUCGGAAGCCACUACGCAUGUAACGGAAAGACUUCGCGGCAAUUAAUUCGGGAUAAAGAAGUCGGAUAACAUCAUCCGAAAUUCGAUGAGCAAAUCGCCUGACCAUUGCGAAGUGUCGUUAUAUUAUGAUAUCAAAAUUACGAAAAUUCCAAACUGAAUAUGAGAAGAGAAAGCACAGCGGUCCAGCCCCAAAAGCAUCAGACCACUUCUGACACGAACUUGUUGGUAAAAGCGAUUUUACGGGUGAGUCGUUAACAGUCUUUAUAUGAGAGGCUACAGUAGAUGUGCCGUCUCAUGAAAUGUUAGCCAAAAAUCCAAAAUGUGUUUUCUAUUCGAAAAGACUACUUAAAAGGAUUGUAAUAUUGAUUAUGGCGCGGUAUAACUACAAAUAUUUCAGUUACACCGAGAUGUCAGCUUUUAAAUGAGUUUCUUUUGAGCCGUCUGAAAAACUCUACUCUCUAAACAGUGACUCCUUAGCUAGUAUAGGCAGUUCCCAUUGAUUUUCGAUGCCCUUAUAAACUCUAUUACAUUUUGUAGAAAACGUGCACACAUAUUUUGCCUUGUACUCCUUUGGUGGCAAAUUACGUCUUCUUCAUCUUUUUUACUCAAGGAGCGUGUAUAUUUCAGUUUUCAAGGUGUUCCUUGUUCUGAGAAUUUUAGGACCAGGAAAUGUCCUUUCACACAACACCACAUCAGCACAUUUUUAAAUGCUACUUACUAAGUAUACAAAAUGGUUUACAUCCACCGCAAAAUUUUGUGAACGCUCUAUGACAUCUUCCUGACAGCGUACAGAAAUGUGUUAUAUCCUUUUAGCGGACUGUAUACAGCAUUUAGUUUGGAGACCCUGAAUUCAAAUUUAACGGCAGAUAGGACAAUGCGUUAUUUUAGAAUCGCGAGUGUUUUUAAAAACCGGAAGAUACUUCCUCUUCAGAUGGAAAAUCAAAGCAACUAUGUAAUCACGCAACUUUGUCGACAGAAGCAUAUGCGAACGAGAGCAACGUUGAUCCCAAAUUCUGAAAAUCGCCUCCUUACGUCAAUGAGGUCUCGUUGGGCAACUCCUCACACGACAUUGAGCUGAAGCUGCACAGAGACCGCAGGCAGCCAUCAACCGCCAGGUAAUCGGUUCAGAAGUUCAAAUGACAUGGUAGGUAAAGAUUGAGUCUCUUGCAGAAUUUGGUGCAAUUGCGGGCAAAACGACAACGUCAAAGAGACCGGAAGAUUUCUUAGGACGCAAAUGUCCGAACAUGCGGCAGCAGUGCGGAGAAACGGCGCCAGCUCCCCACUAGGGGCUCAUUCGACGGGACCCAACCCACACGCUCAAAUUCGACGAGGCUGAAAUUCUCGCGAGAAGUGACGAUCGCGCGAGCCGCGAGCUGCUUCAAUGGCCCCCUGUCUAUUUAAAAGUGCAAUGACUUCCCCCCCCCCUCCCUCCACAUUCGGUACAGAGACUUAGCCUUGGUAGAAUAAUUAACCACUCGGGAACCACGCAGGCGAGCACUGUUUCCAUCGCCCGUAUCGGUGAACCAGAUAGCCAAGUAAUCAUCACACCAACAUUCAGUACCGGUGCCGAAAUUGCGCGGACUAACGAUUUAAAUACCGGUCGCCAGGCCAUUGUCACACCAAGGGAGUCGUCCUCGAUAAAGGGGAAAACAUUAAUUUUCAUAGGUAUGCGGUAGUAUGCCGAAUCAUUCUAUAAAUACUGCAUCCCCUUGUGUACGAAUUACCGUAUCUGAUGCAGUAUUUGAUGAUGGGUUUGUGCACGAAUCAGAACCGCAGGUGAAUACAGCUCAUAUUCCAGCUAUCGCGUCUAUUUCUUGUCCAUUAUCUCUCUGCAACUCACUUAGCCCCGCAGACUAGUCGGACUGUCGGAAGCCCACUCAAUGGGACGCCUAUUCCUCUUUCGGUUUUGAUUUUGCCAUAUACGGGCCCCUCUGAAGGACUUUUCUGGCCCAGUUAUUUGACAGUGAUCAGAAAGAGCACAUUUAUGAGAUACUUUAGGCUGUUCACAGCCUGCUAGUGAACCAAGUCAAGCACCUACGCUGGCCUAUAUACAUGCUCAAGAUUAAAGAAAAGGUUGUUCCCUGACUUGACAACUGCGCAGAUGAACAAAACAACCUUUCGAUCAUCAUUUCUUGGCAAUUGUAAAUAUAACAUGUCUCCCCCUGCACCGACCUGCCAUCCUCUUCCUUUUCGGUUUUCUACCAUACGGCCCUCUUAAUAAUAACACAGUUCGCGAUCUAAAACAAACAUAAGCAGAGAGACGUAUUGACAGCAAAGGAAUUCGUGACGGUUUCUCAACUGCUACCCAUUGCGAACUGUCAACAAAAGUCAAUGCAAACACACUAUGCCAAAUAUACAUCGACAAUAAGAAUGCGACUGUUAUUAACGAUAGAGCGACUGAGGGCAAGUUCACUACUGUGACCAGCCUACAUCCCAAAGUCAAAUUCACGGUGGGAAGGGAACAGCAACGCAAGUUUUCUUUCCUUGACGUCUCUAUGCGUGGACAGGAAGCCGAUUUAAUCGGGCAAUCAGUUUUCCAUAAGAAUACGUAGGAAGGUCACUAUCUACAUUUCAUGUCCUUCGUAUCGCUACAACGGACAUACAACUUUAUCUAUACUCUUUCCCGAAGAGCAGAAAAUAUUUGCUUUAGUGAGACACUGGGCCGCAAAAUCUGCCUGAUUCAAGCGAACCCUGGUUGGAUGUGGUUAUUUAGCCCGUUUUAUUCCAAAGUAUAGCCAUCUUCUGCUGCAGAGAUUGACCGAGUAAUCAGUUCCAAAGAGACCCGCCUAAAUGCCCCUUUUCUUAAGGGACGAUAUUAUUCCAACCCUAAUCAAGUAACAGAUGCGACACACCGUUGGAAGGACUUGCAGUGCGACCUAACUCUUAUUUAACAGCCCCGAAGUGGAUAUUUUAUUUAAAGGAACGAAGAAUGUCUUACCGCUGCAUGCCACCUUCAAGUUUAUAUAUAAAUUCAAGUGAACUCGCAACCUCGCUCGCAAACCUCAAGGGCAACUGACAACCAGGUCAGGUGAGCAUUUACAAAGGUGACCUUUAAAGUCGAAAAGCGCAACCUCCGUCCUCUGUCAUUAAGCGCUGCUCCAGAAGCAGCCUUCGGACUGCCUGUCUGUGCGCGACAGUCAUGGACGCUGUGCCAUUUUAAAUCAGUCUACAUGUGGAGGGAGGGAGGAACCUGAUCUGUUCAAACAACUUGACCAUGUGGUAGUUUUGCACUUGUCCUGAUAAUCCGCAGUUCGUUGAUUUACACACAUCCCUUCGUACGUUAUUUUGCUUUUUUCCUAUUCGAUUGUAUUUUUCAGUAACUAUUAUUAUCGAUUAGACAGUUUAUUCUCAAUUCUGAUCUUGUUGCUCAUGCACUGAUUUUUUAAACAAACAAAACCCGUUGUGUGUUAAUUACUCCUCAUGCAUGCUAUGAAACAACUGCUGACAGUUGAUAAAAGUGGCGAAAUGUUUGCAGCAAUGCGACCUGCUGUUUAUGUUUGCCUUAAAUCUCUACAGGGGGCAAACUGCCUCAAAUUUACAACCUCCAGCCUCGUUCAUCACCACGUUUUCAGCUGACAUUAGCUGUGCAUGAAAUCAGUGCUCUUUCAUAACGUACAGCGGGGCGUUAAGCUGAUGAAACAUGAUGACAGACAGCUGAAGAGAGACUGGGGAUACAAUAGGCGUUAUGCAUUUUAGUUGUUAGGUCUACGCUUUGUUAAGGCUGUAUUUCUUGCUCAGAGUGGGGUUUUAAGGAAAAUUGGAUAUUUUGCGUGAGAAGUAACAUUUAUUUGUAUCAGGCCGACCUCCUAUCCCACAUCGCACCUGUUCCCUAGAGGGUUUCUCUGAGAAAGGAUAGUAACCUAAAUAUAAAGCGUUUUUGGAGACAGGUUCUGCUGAUGUGAAAAUAUUUUUUCGUCGGCAUAAACUAGGUGAGUCAGGAUGUGAAAAGUGGCCGCGAUAGUUUAAUGAAAUCAGGGACGGAAUUAAGAAAUUGUGCAGUUUUUACCCUGUUCAACCGUACCUCGAAUAAUGGGGAAGUAAGCAGUUUGACUUGUACUGCAGUUCCAUGUUAUAAACAGCUUCGUCCACCUUCUAACGGUUGAUUAAUCACAAUUACGGAUAAUAUAUUAAGUUUCUAAGGACAUUUAACGCAAGGACUGUCGAAUAUGCCCUUUAUAAACUUGGUGUGCAUCGCCUGUGUUCACUGAAGUAUUGUCCAAAGAAUACGGCCGUGUGGAUAUGAAAUUUUUCGAGGGUCGUUUUGUCCUUAAUCAUUCAAUCAUAACUUUGGCCACCACAUUCAUGGGCCAAUGGGCUGGUCUGCGCCCCACUUUCAUGUGAAUUAAUAGCCGACUAACAAUGACACAAAGCGCUAAAUGCUGGGGUACUACUGAACCACACCCCGAUUUAGGGCGUAUGACAAGUGUGGUUGACUGAGGACGAUUAGUAGUCUAAGACAUAGCCAUCCCAGUGCCCAUUAUUUUUAUCGGUACUCCCUCCUAUAUUAUUACAUAUCAAGAUACCUUGCGAUUUUUCAUGAAGUAUGCACGUCUUAUCCCAAAUCGCCACCUACAUCACGCCCGAUGUCCACAGAACGCGAGUUCAAGGUUCAGGUCCCGCAAACCUCGGUUUUUAGUACUAUUAGCUGCUGACAGCUAAUAAACCAGAAAAGGCAAUGCCAGGCACUUGUCUUUGUGGGCACUCUCCUUCUUCAGCAGUCGCUGUACGACUGCCGAGAGGACUCUGCAUGAAGCAUGUCCCGUAAUGCGAUCGGUUAAUAUUUGCGAUCGAAACCACCAAGAAAACGGGCCAGAGACUCAACUGUUAGAAAUCCGGACCUACUAGAGCUUGGUGGCCAAAGAAUGCGUGUUCGAGGCUCGGUUGCGGCAAAACCCCGUUUUGAGUAAGGCUUCCUGAUGACUGCUAACAUGACAGAAAUAGUCAUCAUGGUCUCCCUUAUCUUGAUCGAUAUUUCCAUAAUCAUAUCUUUUUGGUCACAAUGUGACUGCCUUCGCGAGAUCUUGAUUGAGCCUCAGGGCAGAACGAGACGAAAAUGUCUCGUAGCGCUAUAGUGAACGUAAUUCCAAUAUGCACACAUAUGUGUUGGCUUGGAAAGCUGUCAGCUAACGGCAUAACCCGGCUUGUUUCGCAAGAUGGAGAGUCAGAUCGCAGUGAACCCUUCUUAAGGUACUCUGUUGGGUAGUCACACUCGCUUGCGAUCUGAGCCAUUUAUUUGUCGCUUGAUGGGACCCUGGUCAUUUGUGUCCGAAUCCGACUUGUAUGGCACGCGUUGUCAGUCAAUAUGUCCGAUCUUGACUUUUUUUGAUAGUGGGCCUAAGAGGAUGAGCGGAGAGUGCGACCUCCGUGCAUCCACCCUGCUCUGGAAUACACAGUAGAAAUCGUUAGUAAUGACAGCCGAACUGUCGCGUGCGUGUGUGUAUAUAUAUAUAGAGGUUUUCAGGCGAACAAGGUGAAACUUGUCUUUAUCUAGUACGACCUCUUCGAUUUUGCACUAAAUUUCGUCCUGGACAUUAUAACUAGGUGAAGAUAUAAAAGGAUCCAAGAAGAACACAAAAUUUCUCAUAUUCAACUUGUAAAUUUGUUGAGAAAUAUCACCGACAAAGUCAGGGGGCCGAAUAGCAAUUUUGUGCUUAUCUGCAGUCAUCGGUCAGCCAGACGUCAACCCCGGCCCGAGAAAAUGAAAUAUUUCAACUUUACCCAAUUAAUCAUCUACUUCAAGGCUGUAUGCGUUAAACCACGGACUCACAUUCUGUCCGACUCGAUCUGUAUCACAAAAGUACGUAGAGGCAGUGUUCGGCAAUCUGGCCUACUUUUGGAAAAAAAAUACGAGUGCUCCGUCGUGGUCUGACGUUCCGGAUCAGAGAUCUUCCGGCUGUUCUCAUGUGAUAGCCAAUCACCAGUAGAGGGGUGCCACCCUGUUUGCCGGCAGGGGACACUCUGUGAUCAUCUGGUACGGAACAGAGUAUUCUCCCGUUGAAAACGUAAAAAUAGGGGCUUUUUCGUAAGUCUAUUACUCACUAACUGAGACGCACUUUACGUUUUAUUUUAAAUAAACAUUAUUUUUUCCCACCAAUCAGACUCCAUGGGUGAGCAUUUCAAUAUAUCCCGUACGAAAGUUGACUGCUUGAAAACUCGGCUCCCAAAUGGUCUUUAGACAGAGAAAGAAUACAUAUAUAAAUGAUAAUUUAGCUGAUUCUGGGCUAAACUGGUCUUCAGCUUGAUUGAAACCGUUUAUUUGUGGGAAGGGAUGAUGGCAGCAGCCUUUUCAUGAGACCUACAGCACCUGACCAAACUGCAGUGCUAGAAGGCUAUUGGGUGAGUCCACAGUUACUGAAUUUCUUGAUUUAGAAAAGACAACUACGCACUGCAGAUUCUUCGGGGUUCGUCUUAUUGACGACCCUCAGUGCCUUUCAACCCAAUUUUGAGCAGCGUAAACAACGGGAAAGUGGAACAUUCACAUAUGUAGAAAAUUACGCAAUAUAAAUUAGUUAAAAAUGCAUUUUACCGGACAUGCCUCUUUUCCGGUUUUUGCAGAAAAACGCAGUAGGGAAAAUGACCGCGGCUUAAAAAUUAAUCUUCCCCGACUAUGGCCCUUGAAACUGCGUAAAAUACACCGAGUCGGUUAUCUGCUCGCUGGUGGACUGUGAGCUUUAAAUCCCACGUCGUUUAAUGCGCACCAGCGAUGGCCUCCGGCGGCGGACGAGACUGAGAAAUUUAUGUUCCUUCUCCUACUUAAGACCCAUUGAGGGAGAAUAGCCGCGCGCGCUCACACUGCGCCUACAUAAGGUCUCUCAUUCAGGCAAGGCGCGACUGAUCGCGAUGCUCCUUUGCGCUUCAUGCUGAGCUUCCCGUCUUAACCGACCCACACUGAGCAGACGAUAUAUUUUGGUGGAAUGUACAAAGCAAGCCAUAGUUCGCACGUAACCGUGUCCUGAAGUCUUAUAAUUCAACCAAGUGAAAAAAACCUAGAUAAAAAAACAUUCGUAAGGGCGAAUUCACAGUUUGUAGAGCAAAUGCCGUGAGCGACCGAUCUCGCGCAAUUUUUACCCAAAUUCUGAGAUGUAUUUUCGACUAGAGGGGAUUAUUUAGGUAGAGCUGUAAUAGUGACCACUGUCCAACAUAAUCCCAUAAUAUUUAAGUCGCGAUCGGAUUCCGACUUUAAAAUGUGCUUCUUCCCGGCCGCCUUCUAAAAAUCACACUUGGUAAAAAAUGAUUACAUAAGUGGUACGAAUUUUUACAUUGAUCUUUGAUACCCUUAUAAAUUUAGAUAGGCGUUAUGAAAACGUACACAAAUAUCCUUUCUCGCCUCAUUUCUUUGCACCUUUACGUCAUAUUCAAAUCCCACACUCAGAUAAAGGGCAGCUUUCGAUUAUAAAAAGGGUUUCCAAUUUCCGGAUAAUUUUGAAUGCGACCUAACAUUCAUAUACGUUUCAAGUUUUCAAAUCAUAAAUUGUUUAUAUUUCAUGUCAGGAAAAUCCCAAAUUACGCUCUUAUUAUCAAAAUAUAAUAAAUUGCUCACAAACAUUUACAGUGUAUGUGGACCGCACUGCAUACUUCAUGAGGAACACUGAUAAAUGAGCAGGCACGCUACUAGUUGAAUGGUUAUCUCAGAUGUGACUGGAAUGUCUUGGAAUUAUGGUGCACGAUAAUCAAUCUUGCAAACCCAUCCAAAUAAUUCUUUUUUGUCGAAAACACAUCUCCGAAUUUCGGUCAGGAUUUCAUUAGAUGCGUCACCCGUAUGCGUUCCUUUUCUGCAACCCCCGGAAGAAACUGUGGGCAUUAGCCAACCACACUUAGAUUACGAGGUAAAUGAUAAUCUGGAGGUGACAUUGAUGGACUUCAAUUGAAUAAUAUAACUGUGGAAUCCACGAUAUGACCGUAUUAAGCAGAUUCACCUUGUUUUCUCGUCCAAGAGGAUGCAGACGGCCUGAGUUUGUAGAGGCUCACUAAUUAAAGAAAUAGGGUGACGAUGACUUUCUGUGUGAUAUAACACGAGUAGGGAUCAGUGCGCUGGCGGACCCUGUUGUCGGCAUUCGUCGCUCAACUGGACCAGUGCCGCCACCCCAUUGUUUUGUGGUCAAAAUCCUGGUCAUUUGUGUGAGGACCAGGGAAUGCGGAGUGGAGCGCCAAGGCGAGGAUCCGUCCGAACCAUCCACCUGCGGCCUCCCCCGUCUCCGGUCUUCUUGACUCUGUCUUGACACCGGGCUCAGGCGGGGGAGGGGGGGAGAGUGUAGGUAGAUGCUACGCAAGUCUACUGGCACUAUAAACCCCUGCGUAAGUCACCGUCCCUGCUCCCACAAUGCAGUCUGUAGGGCAUACGGUGGACAUCGUCGAAAUCGACGGUCGAACUGUAGAGGGAUCAGUGCAAGCAGGCAAAAUGUGAGUCUCGACUCAGAUGAAAGCUGACCCCCUCCCCUUUCUUGUUGCUUGACGGGGUGUGUAUGGCACGUGCAGGAGGGCUGUUUACCCCCUGUCAGUCACUGCUUCCGAUUCCGCCCCCGGCCUCCUUGGUUCUGUAUUGACACUGGGUCCAGGAGGGAAGGGUCAAAAGGAAUGCGGUAGAUGCUGUGCGAGUCUACUGUCGCAACAAGCUGUUUCACACGUAAGUCACCGCCUCCAUGCCCAAUCCUGCUGUGAGGCACAGGACUAACAUCGUCGUGCGCGUCGGUGGAACCGACAUGUGAGGACUCAAACACUGUUGAGAGUCGACUGUGGGCAGAACAAAUGGCUGAAGUCGCUAAGCGCUCUCACUACCGUCCUCCUUGACGCCCCGUGUCGAAAAGCCUGCAGUAAAUAAAAUUGUCUCCAUUUUCUCUUUGCUUGGAGAUGUUUUUUUUAAAAAACAAGCCAUCCACAACGUAGAUUUUUUGUCGCAAUGAGGUCUUGAAAUGGGUGUUAUGUUUGAAUUGACUUGUCGGUAGUCCGUCUGUCCACCCCGGUGAUAGCUGUUGCAUUUGCUGGCCAAUAUAGCUCUUCGGUUGUAAAGCAGCUCUAAGCAUAAAGUCUGCUGUUCGGAGAUCAUUUGCCGGAUAUGCGUCAAGCAAGAUGCCGAACAUGCCGUCUCAAUUUGAAUGACUGCAAACAAUCAAAUCGCUUCUUAAAGCCAAUAUCACCACUGUUCUAGAAAAAAUACAAAGAUGUCACUUCGCUCAUAGUUUGAGUUUGAUCUCCCCUGAUUACUUGUGGAAAUGCCCUUCAGAAGUCACGUGAAUCAGUUUGGUAGGAUGAUUGGAUAAAUUGCAGUCAUUGUCAACUGAAUGCACUAAUGCUAUAGGCUUUCAUUUCCAUCUGAACAUGAAAAUGACAUCCAUGUGUAUCUGGUUGCGAGUCUCGUUGCAUAAACAGAAUAGCAUCUUACUAUUCCAAAAUAUUGUAAUGGUGUUGGCCUCAGUACGAAAACUUCUUCAGAUUUUUCUUGUCAAAUGUGUUCCUUCAUCCACGUCUUGAUCUUCGGCUGUGUCACUUACCUGGAGGAUGUAAAAGUAUUUGGAGAUAUUUUAAAUUUUAACUCAUAACGCUGUAACAAUGUGCACAUCUUGCUUAGAAAUGCAGCAUUACACCUUCCCAGUGUACGGCAAUCUUUUAAAGAGGGAAAUUUAAAAUCACGCUUUGGAUGACAAAUAAAAAUGUCAGCGUAAAUAUAAAGAUAAUUAACCAUUCGUCUUAGUCAAAGAGACGGAAAUUUAUAGAGGGUGUGAAUUCAAACAAAUACUGCAGUCAUUGACGUCAAGGAAUUUCGUGACGGAUAUUCAAAUGCCAUCUGUUGCUGUAUGUUCUGAACAGCGGGAAGCCAUGUUGGACUAUUGUAAGAACCUACUUUAUAUUCCUGUCAUACGAGGACUCAGCCGACGAAGGGCUCUAAGAAUACCUCGCCCUGUGUCAGUAGAUUCGCAUUUAUUUGUGGUUGGAGGUUAGUUUGCCCUUUAACAAACGCUGAAAUGGCCUUUUAAGUCAGAAAACAACGCCGCCUGGUUACUCCAUCAUUAAGUGCCUGCCCGACGCAGGCUUCCCGAGUUCUUCAACCAUACUCAAACAGCAUUGACCCUGUGCCAACUAGAAGCUACAGUAGGUGGGCUAACUCAGGAAAUGUCAACCGAAAUUCAGAAAUGCGUUUUCGUUUCGAAAAGAUUAAUUAAGUAGCGUUGUAAAACUAGUCAGCUUGCAACAUAAUUCUAUAAUAUUUCAGUUACCUCAGGAUGCCGGCUUUCAAAUGUACUUCCUUCCGGCUCCAUGCAAAAACAACACUCUGUGAAAAAUAACUACUUAUGCAGCAUGCAUUUGUCGCAUUGAUUCUCGAUGCCCUUAAACAUCCAAUUAUAUUUCAUGGAAAAAAUGGACAAAAAUAUGCAUUCUUUUGCUAACUCGGUAGAAACUUACGUCUUCUUUUAAUUUUAACCUCGAAGGAGGGACAUAAUUUGGUUUUAAAAAAGUUUCUAGUUGUAGGAUUUUUAAAUACCGUGAGGUGGCCGUUCAUAAAUCAUAUCUCUGCAUUUACCUAUGUGGCUUGUAAAGUUAACAAUAUGGAUCAGAUUCACUCUUUAAUUUUAUGAAACUUUUAUGGUCCCACUUCAAUACCGUAGAGAAAUGUGUGAUUUUCCGUACGCGGAAAAUAUACGGCUUGUGGUUUCUAAACCCUGAAUCCCAGUGUGACGGUAGAGCAGGUUCAAAAUCAUUCGCGAAUCGGAAAACUUUUUUAAAACGAAAUUAUGUCCCUCCUUUGAGUAUAAAAUUAAAAUAAGACGUAGUUAUCUAUCAAGUGAGCAGAAGAAUUAAUAUUUCUAUGCAUGAAAUAUAAUUGGACGUUUAGGAGCAUCGAAAAUCAACGAGAAACAUUCAUGCUACUUACGUAAUCAUUUUUAAAGAGCGUAGUUUUUGCAUUAAACCGGAAGGAAGUUCAUUCAAAAGCCGGCAUCCUGAGGUAACUGAAAUAUUCUAGAAUUAUGUUGUAGGCUGACUAGUUUUACAACGCUACUUAAUUAAUCUUGUCGAAACGAAAACGCAUUUCGGAAUUUCGGUUGACAUUUUAUGAGUUUACCCACCUACUGUAUUUACAUUUGGAGGGUUAAGCCGCACUUGUGUAAACAACGAAGUCAUGCUUUGGAUGUCUUCUGGUAAGAUGUGGUUAUUCAGCCCCACCGGAUGGACACAACACUGUUGGGAUUGGGGUUAGAUUGCGGGGUUAUAGACGAGGGUUAGGGUCAGGGUUAGGGGUUAGGGCAGCUAAUUUUCAACCACUCAAAUUACAACCGUGAAUUUCCAAUAGCUUUUCAUUUACAUACAACUACUUGACCUCGUCGCCUUUGGGUUCCCUAGCCCCACGUGUAAAAACCCCUAUAGCCGCCGAUUCCGUAUUAUAGGUGGCUGGGGUUUGUUUACUUUAGGUGGGCUACAAACUACAUCUGACCGGUAUUCUUCUUUUUCCACACUUCCUCAGCUGGUAUUUUCGUCUUCUCACAGUCCCUUCCCGUUCAUUUUUGAUUACCUUUACGAACCGUGCGCCUGUAACACUGCGAGCUUAUCUCCUCUUGCCGUGAAAGUUUCCCAUUUGCGAAUUUACUCCAAGUAUUAAGCCCUGUACACAUUCAUGUCUACUGUAUGACUGUAUGUAGCUGGAAGACAGUAACCUAUCCUCAAAUUUUGACUUGGAUUAUGCAGUAAGAGCUGCCACUCGGAGAAUCUUCGAAAAAUUUUUUAACGUGUAUUAAUUUUUUCUUUCCGUAAAUUGACGCCGAGAUCUCACUGCUUGCAUUUCUGAAGGCAGAAUACGGGAUUGAGCUCUCUCCUCAUAAUACAGGAUAGUACGCCACUGAGGAUUACUUUUUAUUUUUUGUGAAAUUAAUAUGCAAGGCUAGACCAAAUUUUUCAGAACUCGUAUUUUUCAGGUUCAGCAAUGAUAUGCUGCUCUUUUCCGAAUUCAGGCAGUUCCGACAGGAAAAACUGCGCAAUUCUCACAUCUCGGUAACUGGCAGUUAGUAGCAUAAAACUAAUCAUUGAGAUAAACUUACAGUAUCUAGCGCAGUCAUUAGUUGAAAGUGCGUAUAUGUUUGUGAGUAAGUAUUCAUAGCAGGGCAAGGAUGGUAACUUUAUGUACCCCUGACCUUCGGUAAACUCUGAGGCCAACUGUAAUCCACAAUCGGCCCUAUUAUUUCUCCGCCGAGUCCUCAUGCCAGUGGUCAACGUCUAAACACUUCUCAUUUAAGGCAUAGUAACUGUGCCAAUUUCCACCUGACCUACUGGAGCUUACGUUUGUUCUGACCUUGGAGGUUCAGAUGAGCAGGAGAUUGAGUAACCACUGAUAUUACACGAAUCAACUGAGAUCUUGGGGAGUCAACUUCUUGGUGCGUCUACAACGUUCUGCGCUGUUAGCCUCGCAUUUGACUUUGACAGGCCCCGAAGAAGAGUUCAGUGCGAAGGUAAGUUGGGCAAGGAUAAAGUAUAUGACCGGGGUCAGAAAAAGGUAACCUUUGGAGCGUUGGAGUUAUACGAGUAUGGCCUCAUUGAAGCGUACUGGAGCCGUCAUAAAGAGAAACUACUCGAAGUAGUCCCCGUGUCUGACAGAACGGUAUGAGUCCACGCGGACGAAUUACAGUACUACCUUUGCCUUAGGCUGAAUAUUGCGGGCCUGUAGGAGACCUUGGAGACCUUUCUAUCCAAUAAUUCGGACGUAAAGGCAUAGGUCGUGUCGCAGUUUUCUCCGUUGGGUAUCCGGAAUGUGGACGGUGGGAAUAUGCGCAAUACAAAUCUUUGGUCAUUCAGUAAAGAACCACGCGUACCAGGUGCAGAACAGUGUGUCCAUAUAGGCAUUUCUACAGCGCCACGUCCUUUGGGACGUCCUACCGGGCUUAGAGCUGUUGAAGACAGUGACUGGAUUCCGAUCACAAGCUCUAUCGAACAACGCCUACAUAGAUACAUAUACUAGACAGUUCACAAUAGUAACCCUACCCCGGUCAUAUGCUUUAUCGUUACCAUCGUCCGAAGCUAAGGUCCCCGCAAAGACACCGACUUCCCGAAACCAGGAGGAAUAUGCUCGCGUUCAUUUACCCAAGAUUAAUAUUAAUGCGCUGGUGAACUUCCAGAAGCUUCUAUAUUAUAAAAAAUAAACAAGGACGCAUGUAGUCACUAAAACACAAUUUCUAUCGCUCACUAAGCGCGAUUCUGUCCGUCGACGUAUUUAGGAACAUCCCGAUUCCAGACUUUUGUUGAAAAUGAUGGAAACCAGACCAAAACACGGGAAUAGGAACCCUUCGCGAGAUCUGGAAACAUGAUAAUCGGUUGGCGCGAGGCGAAAGUUCCCACAAUGGAUCUCGGAUCCUGUUCUGGAUUUGUUGGGCCGAUUGCGUCCGAACGACACUUCCUCUAGUAAUUAGCAAUGGAAGUUUGACCACAAAAUCUUGGCUCAAACAUUCUAUCUGUUGACAAUUUAGGUCUGCAGUUACGGCUUGACAUUGUUCCAGUAGCUCAAAGUUCACAUUGCGCAGAUAUAAGUGGUUGAUGAUUAACAAGGGCACAAAAACAACACUACUUCCCAGCAUCCUUAAUACGUCGGAUUUAGUUUUCAAACAACUUUUACCGACUAAUUUCAUCCAUUUAAUUUGCGAAAGAAUCUGACAACUCAUUCGCUUCUUCCCACAGACGCCUAUGCGCUUCUUGGUAUAAGUAACGAGCAGCAAGUAGAUCCACUUAACAUCGUUCUAGUCGAACGCGGAUUCGGUGGUACUGCAGUCAGCUCUGCUGGAACUCCUCCCCAGCCUAGCUUUACAGUUCCUAGUUGCGGUUUGCAAGCUCAGAAAAGACGCUGCAGUCGUCGCCUGUGAAGUUGCACAUUUUUUGUGCUGCGGAUGAAAGGGCCUGAGCCAGCCUUCGCUCUUUUUUUUAGUGAAACCUAUGCAAUGUAGCGUGAUGUACACGCGACUUAGUUGAAUUGUCGAUGCGCAUUCACAUCUUGAUCUGAAAAUUGCAGUUUUUAAAUGUAUUUGUUUUUACCAGAACAGCUGCUGGUUAGCCUAUGAAAAAUAAAGAACUCGUACGGCUCCAGGCUGGAUCGAACCGCCAACUGACUUUGGGAUUUUUUCCGUUCUCACAGACUUCUUAACUGAAGUAUCCCUUAAGGACUGUAAAUACUUUUAUUACAAGAGACUGUGAAACGUUACGACUCGGACAAGUGCUGCAGCAUUGAAUUAAAGCAGCGAAUCCCCUAAUUUGCGUCGGUUUGUCUAUCUCCUGGAGAAAUGGGGAAUCAAUGCAGGCUAUCGUGUGAUUGCAGUUGACUAAAAUGCUUCUCUCUGAAAAGCAAACUCGCUAAGCCGAUCGCCAAACAUCAAUUCUACGAUAUUGAAUAUCUCCGAUCGCAGCGGAUUGAACAACAGUCUCGUGGCUCAAUGGUAGGGCGCUGGACGUGUAAAAACUUAAUGAACAGAGAACCCGGGUUCGAACCUACACGUCCUGCAAACCCGGACGGUUUCCUGUGACCAGCUGACGAUAGCCGGUAAGUCAGAAAUGGUCAGCCCGGUCCUCUGGCAUCUGUCGGUGUUCCUUCUGCAAGUAGUUAUACAUACUCUGGAUACCAACAGAAGCGAAUAGACGAGUCCCAGGAAGCAGUCUUGAAGAAGGCAACACGAUCCCUGGGACAAGAGCCUUAUUAGCCUGACGUUUCGGAUUCCUGCCCGAACCCAUCAUCGGAGACACAAUAGCAGAUACGAGUGGUUCAUGCAUAAGGGGCUGCAGUAUUUAUAUGGAUGCAGUCGUCAUGCUACCGCAUACCUAUGAACAUUCACGGCUCCCCCCUUCAUCAGAGAUCGUUGCACGUGGUGUGAUGAUUAUUUGUUGGCCGACAUUUGCGUCGUUAAUUGCUGCAAUUUCAUCACGUGCGUUGGAUGUUGGUGUUAUGAUUACUCGACCAUCUGACGCGCUGACCCUGGUGUAGGGAAAAGUGUCCACCUGUGCGCUCUCCGCGCAGCCAAUUACUCCGCCUAGGCGAAGUCUCAGCACCGAGUAUGGAAGGGUAAGAUCACUGCACUUGUCAGUGUACUGGGGGCCAGUAAAUCAUGUCUCAAACAGCUGCCAGCUCACGCGGUUGUCACCUCUAGCGAGGAUUUUGGCCUCGUCGAACUUGAAUGCGUCAGAUGGUCGAGCAAUCACGACGAGAUCCGGCCACACAUUCAACUUCGACGAGGCCAAAAUUCUCGCUAGAGGUGGCAACCACAUGAGCCGGGAGCUACUUGAGUCAUGGUUUACGGCAUUUAUUAACAUCAGAAAUUACAGUUGGUUGGCUAACUCAAGAAAUGUCUACCCAAAUUCCGAAAUGCGUUUCCGUUUCGAAAAGAUUAAUUAAGUGGGGUUGUAAAACCAAUCAUCGUGCAGAAUACUUCUAUCACAAUUCAGCUACCUUGAGAUGCCGGCUUUCAAACAAACUUUUUUCAGCUGCAUACAGGAAAUACACUCAGUAAAAAUAACUACUUAAUUAGCCUGCAUUUUCUCAUUGAUUUUCGAUGCCCUUAAAUAGUCAGUUAUAUUUCAUGGAAAACAUGCAUUAAAAUAUCCAUUCUUUUUCUCAUUCCGUAGAAAAUUACGUCUUCUUUCAAUUUUAUACUCAAAGGAAUGGUUUAAUUCUAUUUUAAAAAACUUUUUCAAUUUCCGAAUAAUUUCAAACUGGACCUGCCGUUACACUUGCAUUCAGGCUUUCAAAACUACAGGCUGUGUAUUUUCCGCGUACGGAAAAUCGUAAAUUUCUCUACGGCAUUCAGAGGAGAUCAUAUGGGGUUCAUAAAAUUUAGCAGAGAGUUUGAGCCUUACUGUUAACUUUGCAAGCCACAUUGGUAAAUGCAGAGACAUGACGUUUUAUGAACGGUCAUUACACGGUAUUAAACAAUCUCACAAUCAUAAACUUUCUCAAAACCGAACUAAACCCUUCCUUCGAGUAUAAAAUUGAAAGAAGACGUAAUUUUCUACGGAAUGAGAAAAAGAAUGGAUAUUUUAAUGCAUGUUUUCCAUGAAAUAUAACUGACUAUUUAAGGGCAUCGAAAAUCAAUGAGAAAAUGCAGGCUAAUUAAGUAGUUAUUUUUACUGCGUGUAUUCCCUGUAUGCAGCUGAAAAAAAGUUUGUUUGAAAGCCGGCAUCUCAAGGUAGCUGAAUUGUGAUAGAAGUAUUCUGCACGAUGAUUGGUUUUACAACCCCACUUAAUUAAUCUUUUCGAAACGAAAACGCAUUUCGGAAUUUCGGUUGGCAUUUCUUGAGUUAGCCCACCUAUUGUACGUUUGUGAGGAUCAGUACCCACUCACAAAGACGGGGACGAAAUUGUCGAUUUGAUGUCAUUCGCCUCUAUUUCUUCUGAGCACUUGAAAGACGUCAACGUAUACGAACAAGCCCCAAGCGCACUCCGAGCAGUCUUCAGUGUUCUAUUUACAGAGUAGCCUGGGGAUGCACUGUCCCCGAAAGCGAAUACACACAAGGAAAUUUCUAUGCUCUGGAAGAUGCAAAAAUAUGGUUUUUUUCACGGGCCAUGGAUGAAUGCCUUCAUCUACCGAGUGCAGCCAAGUCUGCCAAUGAAAAAUCUUUCCUAUUUAGUGGCAGGAGAAUUCUUAGUAAACAGUCUCUAAUCGCCGCGUCUAAAGCCUUGCUUCGACUAUCUUCACUCUUUAUGUCUUAAACAGGUUUUGGGCGCCAGUUUAUCCCAAACACACACUUCAGCCGGUUUCCAAAUUUCGCCAUAAGAAAUUCAUUCUUUUUUCUCAGGCUUUUAAAGACUUUCUUGUAUUUUCUCUUAGUGAAAAUAAGGAUCUGCAUUCAUGCAUUCGUCGGUGUUUGGUCGUUUUCGAAGGAGAAAAUAUGUUCGACUUCUGUAGUCUUUAUAAUUGACAGGGUGUUCAAGGUCCCACGCUAGCUUUAACUCAAUUACAAUCAAUGAAGCGGAAGUAACUUCCCAAAAAUCACUUCCACACCAGUGUAGAAAACUAACGAAGCCAAAUCGCUCUCCAGUUCGAGAAUCUCUAAAAUUAUUCCAUGCGAAUUUACUUAACUCAAUUUGCAAAGACGUGAAGUUGCGCAGAAGACAGAUUAGCGAUAUUUCCGUAAUUGGCGACGGUUCAACCGUCGUGGCCGUAAUUACUAAUAAGCAUCUCUGCUCGGAUCAUCCCUCGGUAAAAGUACGCAUGAUGCACCCAGCUGUCCAGGUUACUCUCCCCGCAUAAAGGAAUAACUUUGCUCUAUUUCCAGAUGUUUUGUGAAUUCAAAGACCAGACAGCGGCGGUCAUAGAUACCUUUGGGGGGAGAGCAACUUGGCAAUUAAAUGAAAGCAUCUACAGUAAGGCCCCUCAAGCCAGACUUGAAAAUUACUUUUUUUAUUUAAACAGCUGGGGUCGAUGAAGACAGUCUGUAGUAACAGCAAAAGAAUCUCAACCUGAGAAGGAUGUUCGAUUGAGAAAAAUGAUAACUUCACUAAAGUCACUCAUGAGCAUUUCUACAGUCUACCGCAAACGAUCACCGGAACCGGUAAAGUGAAGUAGGCGCCUCACUGAUGCCACGGCUUAAAGUAACCUGUGGUUUCAUCAUUAUAAUUCGGCUGUACGCGUGCAUAUCUUCUGGCCAGAAUAUGGAUGAUCUUCACAAGUGGUCUACUUCCUCAUCAGAAAGGGGGGGCAGGCUGUUUUUAUGGACCCAUUUCAUAUGAGUCGACUCAUUUACUUGUUCGGAUAAGUAGAUCGAGCGACAGGACACCUCUUGUAAAAAUACACGAAUGCAUUGUUCUCCUUGACUGAGACAAGGCGUCUGUCGCGACCCGCUGACCAUCAGGCAGAUGCCAUGGAGUCUUUUGAUCAAAUUUACCAUGCAAGCGCAUACUCACAAGGUGGGAGGGCUUGUAAUGCGGCAAGCCAACCAUGCCCUCGGCACGCAGAAGGUGAUUAUCCGAACUCUGCGACCACCAAAACCGCAACCAAUCCCGAUCACCUCACGACGUACCGAGUUGACAUAAUCUACCAUAAAAGAUGCGUUUCAGUGCCCUUUAACUACCGAGGAAGGCACACACAGCAUAAUGUGUCGCACCUUGGAUAGAUCCCAACGGGGCAAAUAACUCAACAAGAUUGUUUGGUAGGUCAUCGCAAAGGUGUAGACAGACAGAGAAUAAAAAGAGUCAGAUGCUUGUAGAAGUUAUACGAACGAGAGGAGAAGUUUUUGAUAUAGUACAACUGUAAAAGAUGCAAGAAAAUAGAAUCUGUUACAGCAAGUAAUAAUCCGACUGGAUGGGUGCGGCGACAACGACAGGGCAGCUAAGCAGCCUGUGGAAAGUGAAGUGCACCCGGAAACGGUGGGGAAGAGGGCCGUGGAGGUGCUGAAAAGAGAGAAGCCAGAGAGAGAGGGAGAGAGAGAGCGUGUUGUCGAGACCAUUAAGAGAAGGGGUGUCAGUGAUUACGAGGGAGGAGGGCACCGUCCAUCGUCAGUGAUACGUAAUUACACCUUCCUCAUACUGAAUCCCGCCAAAAAGUAACCACAGUCGAAUCGAACAACCCUGUCGAUUCCGUGGGAUGUUGCACCCCCCUCCCCGCUCCUCGUCAACAAUGUCAAAUUAAUUUCAUCCCCCUGUCCUCCCCGGAGGCUCUGAGUAAAUUAGAUUUCGCCUGUCCUCCUGGUCUCUUGACCUGUGAAUUAGUAUCACGCCCUGUCCACCUUGUCGCCUCCACUUUCCGCUACCCUCCCUAUCCCCUCUUUACCCCUCCUCCUCCUCCUCCAUUCCUGGCAUUGUGGUAAGCAAUAAUAGUGCCCUGAUAAGUUCUACGUUAACUGAAAGGUCCUGUAGAGGUAUAAUUGCAAACAUACGCUGCGCACCGAAGUGCUUAGGAAGGAAUACUGGAGGUCAUCUUUUAAUUUUUUCGGCCAGAUCGCAGUUGGUAGCCAGGCACUGUACGUUGAUACUGUCGACGUACUUACUUGCUAUUAGUGUGUAUGUUUGCCUUGUCUAGGGAACUGGUUAUCAGUAGGUGUGCUUCUACUGCGUGAGGUAGGUCGGCCGUUUCGGUCAGGCUGUUGGGUUUAGUGAGGGUUACGGCUAGGCGUAGGUUACUUUUUAGGAUUAGGAUUAGGGUCCGGCCUCAGUGUCAGGGUUGGGGUUAGGUUUACGAUUAUGGUUCGGCUUUAGGGUUAGGGUUACCGGUUAACGGUUAAGGUUAGAGUUAAGGCUAAGUUUAGGGUCAUGGUUAGGGUUAAGGUUGGGAUCAAGGUUAGGGUUAGGAUUAAGGUUAAGGUUAGGGUUUAGGUUAAGGUUAGGGUUAGGCUUAAGGUUAAGGCUAGGGUUAUGGUUGAGGUUAAGUUUAAAGUUAAGGUUAGGGUUAUCCUAUCACUAUUUACCUCUAUCAUAUUCCGCAGGCUGUGCUGUCUCCCGCGGGCUUUUGUUUAAUUUAUGUCAUUACUCUACCUUGCUAAAACUUCUCAACACUUUUCGCUUACUUUAUUUUUCUCCGAAACUCCAGCAUUCGUCCAGCAGCACUUCCACUUACCCCACCCAUAUAACCCCCUUUCCCACCAUUCCCGUAAGACAGGGACCCCGCCGUCUGCCUCCCCAUUCCUGGAUACCAAAUGCGAUCUAACCAUUUUUUCACCUAAAAAAUCACAACAAACUGCAACCAUGCUACCGAUUAUCCAGGAAGACAAUCCCAAGUUAAUUAGUACACGGACGAAUCGAGAUUUUUCGUUCUGCAACUUUUCACACUCACAUGAUCAGCACUUAAGUAGUGCACAGUUUUUUGUCCGGUCAGGUAGGAUGCAUAAAAUCCCUACUCCUUCUACAGGUACUGCACUAGAAGAUAAAAUUUUCUUCACACUUUUUACUCAGGGGAAAGUGUAUUUCAGAAGAAACAUAGACAUUUAUCGGAAACAGACGCAUAGGGGACACAGUAGUCAUUGGAUCAGGCCCUUUUGGCGUUGUAUUGCUUCAAAUAAGUAUGCCAGUUUUACACACUUUCUUUCUCUCUCUCUCUCUCUCUCAAGAAUUCACUUUUUGGGGGAAUGUUGACAUCGAGCAAAUUGCUACAAAUGCUACUUCAGGCAAACCUAGAGUAGACGCCCGACAGGGAUGAAGUGAGCGUUCAAAUGCAGCAGCUUGUACAAGUGAGUUGCAAUAAUGACUGCCAUGUAAAUGCAUAUACAAUAACGGGCAGGCCUUUGUUUGCGCGCCAAUCCGAUUUAUGCAUGAGAAAAAGCAAAAGCAGUCUGGGGCAUUUUUCCUUCAGUUUCGGGAAUUUACUUAAAUGCAUCUCACCAGGCAGGAUGGAUAAGUCCAGCAUUUAUUUUACACCUUCUGGAGGUAAAAGUGAUUCUUUUAAAACUUCUGACUGAAGUUGUUAGGAAUGCCUACACUCCCCUUGAGCCCGAUCGAUCCGUCUAUUGGAAUUAUCGAUCUGCUCGUCUAGGAUUUUCUUCUCGAAGUGCAUUGGGCCGAAUGCAAGCGAAACCCAGUAGGAUGCUAUAAAUACGCGUUACUUUCCCAGAUCGACUUGACUUGCAAUUUCCUACUACACUUUUUCGUGGCCGGUCGCUUUCUCCUUCGCCAUCGCGUUGGUAUUGGGGACAAGAGUUGAGUGCGCAUACGCCUCACGUGAAUGCUAAGUACCAGGCCGGGUCAUAACAUAAGGAGCGGAGUUAUUUAAAUUUGAAACAAAAAAAACAGCGAAAAGCGAGUGCCAGGAAGCAGCUGAGAAGAAGGAGAGGCCAUCGUUUGAACAGGAGUAUAAUUAUUCUGAUAACUCGAAUUCACACUCAUAUCCACAGGUAAAGACAUAGACAGCUAACGGAAAUUGACGCUCAGGGGUUGCGGUAGUUAGAGGAUGCAGUUGCCAUGAUACCACAUGUCCAUCUGAAGUAGCAGGUCUCACAUCGACUGCCGAUAUUUGUACUUGAUGCGGCUUCCGAGACGAUAAUUGCCGUAGUUACAUCGUCAAUGUUGCUUAUUGGCACGACAAUGACUUGGCACUCUGGCCCACUGAUGCAGUCGGUGAAAGCAAUGUGCAACAACGCGAUCCCCCAGCGGCUGCUUACUGUGCCCAAGAAAAGUGUGAACACCGAAUAUAGCUAGGGAGGUUUUUUGUGCUUGUUCAUGGAUUGAAAGCCCGCCAGUCGUAACCUGAGUGGCUCAUGGAGUUGUCGCUUCUCCCAAGAAUUUCAACGUUUUUGAACUUGAGGACGUGCCCGUAUCCUCUGUCAGAAGUUCAGAUCCAACGAGCAGGUAAAGUGGCUGUCUCGGCGUCUCAAAUUGCUAACCGCUGAUUUAUACAUCACAGCCAAUUGACGUUUCAUGCCUGUCGAUACUUUCGGUAGGUUUAUCUGAAGUGGCGUGCUUAGAAACUUGCUCUUCGUCAACAGUUCUCCAACAAGUGAAUUCUUGAGAGAGGGAGGGAGAGAGAGUGAGAGAGGGGGGAAAGUGUACAAAACUGGUAUGCUUCCUCAGGACAAUAAGACAACCAAAAUACCUAAUUCCAUAACUACUGCAACCCCCUGAGCGUCCAUUUCCGUUAGCUGUCGAUGUCUCUGCUUAUGAAUUUGAGCGAAAAUCCUAGCAGUCAGAAAAAUUUUAUUCCUGUUCAAACGAUGGCCUCUCCCUCUUCUCACCUACUUCUAACUACUUCAAUGCUAUUUGUCGUUUCAAAUCUAAAUAACUCGGUUCCUUCAAUCGGAAUCAUUAUGAUCUCCAGAAGGUGUAAAAGAAGUGCAGUGUUUAUUCAUGCUGCCUGGUGAGAUGCAUUUAAGCACAUUUAAGAAAAUGAUGAAAAACGCCCAAACCUAUUUUGCUUUUUGUCGUGUGUAGAUCUGAUUGGAGCGCAAACAAAAGCCUGCACGUUACAGUGUAUGAAUUUAAACGGAAUUUAUUUACGUGACUGUCAUUACUGCAACCCACUUGCGCAAACUCCUGUAUUUGAGCACACAUUUAAGAAAGUCGGGUGACGCUUCGUGCCCGUCGGGUGUGUACUGUAGACUUGCCCCAAAUGCCACGUUCAUCAGCUUGUUCUACGUCAACAUUUCUCCAACAGGUAAAUUCUUGAGCGAUAGAGAGAGAGAGAACAUGCAAAACUGGCAUGAAACAAUAAAGCUCUCAAAAGACCUCAUCGGUGGCAGAAACGGAUACCAUUCGGGUAUUCUUGGCGUAGGCUCGCGUUCCUACACCUCAAGAUGAUGAAGAAAAGAUGGGCUGACAUUUAGAAAGUACACAGCUCUCCACAAUAGUCACGCCUCAGGAUAUAAAAGAGGCAGCGCCUGGUAUGCGUGAGGGUUAAGUCGUCGUCCUGCAGCUGCAGAUGAGGGGUGGCUAGAACAGUCUCCAUCGGUUAGCCGCCUGUCUGAUAUCUUAGCUGUCUGAUCUCCGUAGGCUACCCUCGGCAUUCACUCGUGGAGGUUCGCUCGGAGAUUUUGGCGACGACGACGACGCCUGCGGCCGGUCGAUCGGCCCCGCCCACCCUCACACCAUCCCUGCGCCUGCGAUGCAGCCUCAAGAUCCGCCCAGACUGA